This is a messenger RNA of Leptonychotes weddellii (Weddell seal), 1183 nucleotides long. The record is from RefSeq and is a predicted model, not a curated record. NCBI's taxonomy places the organism in Eukaryota, Metazoa, Chordata, Mammalia, Carnivora, Phocidae.
CUGACAGUCCCUAAGCUUGCCUGCAGCUAACAACAUGCAGAAAGCUGGCAGGGGUCUUAUCUCAAGGAAACAGCCACCCUAUAGGAACUAGUUCUUAGGGACCCGGAUAGUUCCCACCCUGAGGAGAAAGAAAGGAGCAAUGUUCCUUCCGCCCACCAGGCAGUUUCCUGCUGUGGGAUUUGGGGCUGCCUUGGAGCAGGAUCCCUGGUUGAGGCUGGGGUGGGAGGCCCUCACAUGCUUUCACUACCACCUUUCCCCUCCUCAGCUGCUCAGCCCUGGGUGUGCUCGCCCUUUGCAGAGACUAUCUUGGAAUUCAUCCUGAUAUCGCCCGAGGCCCAGACCUUUGGGAACAAUAGCUCAGGGUGCCUCUUAGCCUUUUGAGUGGGGUUAAGGAACCAAAGCCUGAGUUAGAACAGUAGCCGUGCUCCUCUGACCAAUGGUCAGGCUUCUGAUUAAAGACUUGAACAAAGACUUCAACAAAUCACUUACUAGGUGUGAGCAUUGUUCGAAGUACUUAACUAAUAUUAACUCAAUCCAUGUAACUCCACUAGGCAUUUGCUAUUAUCAUCUCUAGAUGAGGAAACAGAAAUCAGUAACUUUCCCAAGACCACCUCAUAAACCAAGUGCACCCUUGGGAUUUGUGCCCUGGCUCUUUGCCCCAGGCACUGUGAACCUCGGGCAGGUCCUGGCUGGCUGACCCCAGCCCGCCCCCUUCCCCUGCAGCCCUGCUCUGCAGCUGUAUCAUGAAGAGAGUGACCCGGGCCCUUCUCCUCACACUGGCAGGCCUGCCUGCCUUGGAAGCCAACGACCUGGUUGAUAAAGACAGUCCCUUCUACUAUGACUGGGAAAGCCUGCAGCUGGGCGGGAUGAUUUUUGGAGGGCUCCUGUGCAUCGCUGGAAUCCUGAUAGCCCUGAGUGGAAAAUGCAAGUGCAAGUACAGUCAGAAGCACAGCCCCUUACCUGAGAAGGCCAUUCCACUCAUCACUCCAGGCUCUGCCAGUACCUGCUGAGCACAGGACCAGCUUCGUGGCAUUCUUGGUACCAGCUCCCAUGCUGUUCUCUCCCCACCUGGGGGCCUUACCCUCCAUGAUGGCCUUUCUCCCCCAGGGUGGGCCCUUAAGCUCCCUUCUGAUCAGGAGGCUGUCCAAAGCUUAUUUCUAAAUUAAACUGUCUUAUCCCUCCC